AUGUCUUGCCCGCUUUCCAGUCUCGUCAACCCCCUCGACAAAGACAACCAGACCCCUGCCCUCGAGCUCCACCAUGUUGGCGCAGAGAAGACCACGGCCACUGCGUUCGCAGACAACCUCUCGGCCCCUGUCGACUCCAAGAUCGUGAACCCGGGCUCCUUAAGCGCUUUAUACAACGAGAAAUUGGCGAGGGGGAAUUCCUCAGAAGCCCCCGCUCAUGGCUCUCUCAGCCUCUACGGUCUCGUCCAGAGCGCACCUCAAAAGGGCACCGCUGCCGUCGAUGCCAUUGCACCCAAGCGUCUGGCCCAACUGAGCCCUGUCUAUAAGCUCCUCCUACCGGAUGGCCCGACCAACACCGUGAUCGGAGUUGCCAUGACCACAACUGUCGCCGAGGGCCAAGGAUAUAUGUACUGCAUGACCGGGACCGAAGAAAAGCCACGCAUCACCGAGUUCUCAAUCGGUUGGUCGUCCAGCUUAAGAGGCGAGGACAUCAUCACCAAGCCCCUCGACACCAAGCCACCCCUGGGUGCCAGCAACCUCGCAGCCGUCUACGAUCCAGCCGCCGAGAAAGAAGCUCAUGGUCUACCAAAACGAAGACAACCUCCGCAUCGUCGAGUCGACCAGCGAAAAUGGUAA
Podospora pseudopauciseta is the source of this 636-nucleotide messenger RNA. RefSeq lists its product as uncharacterized. Bases 1 to 636 code for a protein of 211 amino acids. The record is from RefSeq and is a predicted model, not a curated record. NCBI's taxonomy places the organism in Eukaryota, Fungi, Ascomycota, Sordariomycetes, Sordariales, Podosporaceae. The transcript is spliced from 4 exons.